Molecule: messenger RNA, 510 nt
Organism: Colletotrichum costaricense
Lineage: Eukaryota; Fungi; Ascomycota; Sordariomycetes; Glomerellales; Glomerellaceae
Exons: 3
Coding region: 1-510 (169 amino acids)
Source: RefSeq, a predicted model, not a curated record
AUGGACCUUCUCCAUUGCCGGCGUCUGGGCGUUGGUGGCGUUUGGAGCAUGUAUAAGUUUCUCCCAAGUCCUUCUCCUCCAUUUCAAUUCAAGUGCUCAAACGACUUGGCAUUCUUUGACGUCCCACGAACAUCAGAAAGAUCUGCUCAUAUCUCCCAUCGUACCCAGGCUGGUCCAUCCCUUCGACGUUUCGCGAUCCACUCUACUACUUGGCCCAUAUCAACCACUUCAACGUCUUCUGAACAUCUUCCCUUUUCCGGUCUCCAUACGUCAACACAGUCUUCACAAUGGGUUACUACUGCUCCAACUACUACGGCUCCAUCCAUUGCCACAAUACAGUCUCCCGCUUUGGCGAUAGAUGUCAUCUCUGCGCAGCAUCAAAAAGAGGCGCUUCCAUUAAAGAUGGUCUACUUUCCGAGGCCGAGCGAUGGGGUUCAUCCACCCCCCGGCCCACCCACGGCGAUCGCCGAGUCGAGCGGGCCAGCCGGCCGGCCCGGGACUCGAGAGUGA